GUGGGGCUGCUCCCAGGGUUCUCCUCUCUCCCGGGCCAGGGGGAUGGAUGUCUUGAGACGCACAGCGGCCACGUACUACUGCAGACUUGAGAUGCUGGCCGAGUGCUGGUCUCUGGCGUCUGGUGGGAUCUGGCCUGUAGCAGGUUGGCGGAGGCACGUCCUGGGUCCAGGCUCUGUGCCUGUGGGUGACCUUGAGGAGGCUGGGGAAGAGCUGUGUCCCCUUCCAGCCACUCCCUACUUCAGUGGCCUUGGCCUGGGAUUUCCAGAAGGAGUUGCUUGAUCUGUUUUGCUCCCAGGAAGGCUCUCUUCACCGUCUUCCUCCCCACAACAAGAAUAACAAGAGCUUUUACAAUUGAUGUUUUUUCUUCAUUGUUAGUUAUUUUUUAAAAAAGAAAAUCAUGCUCACAGAAUCAUGUUUACCAGCUUCAGUUUAGGUAUGAGGAGCCUGAGGGUCAGAUGUGUGAAGCACGAUUCCAGGGGCCCUCAAACCAAAUCCCAAGAUUCUGCCCACCAUGUGGUUAGACUCUCAGGAGCAUCUGUCUGCUUACGGCCCUCCAGCACCGUAAGGAUAGAAGCAUACUCUGUUCGGUGGAAGGUGCAAUGGCCCUCAAAUUCAAAGUGUUAUGUGAUACUGACUUGGAAGAAUACUUUGGGUAUGAAGUACGAAAAUCGGACUUUGAAUCAUUUCAACAAUAGACUCAGAUUUUCUAUCCAGGACUUAACUCUUCACAUCGAUGCAGCUCAGCAUCAGGACAGCGGCCUCUACUUCCUGGAGCUCACCAAUCAAUCUGGGCACGUGUCACAGUGCAAGUUCCAGGUUUCUGUAUUUGAUCAUGUCGAGGAGCCCCGUGUGUUGGGGCAGUGGAAGGCCCUGGACACGGGGAAGUGCCAGGUGACUCUGUCCUGCUUGGUCUCCAGAGGUGGUGAUGUGAGUUAUGCUUGGUACAGAGGGAGUGAGCUGAUCCGGACAUCGAGGAACCUCACCAGACUGGAAGUGCAGAUUGAUGUCAACAGCUCGCACACAUAUGCCUGCAAUGUCAGCAACCCUGUCAGCUGGGCAGACAACACCCUCACGCUCACCCCAGGCUGUCUGACUGGCCACCAGAAAUUGGGCUUUCUGCCCUUUUUGGUGACGGUCGUGAUUCUCCUAGUCUCACUGUUCCUGGGCACCCUCACCUGCUUUUGUGUGCGGAGGAGGAAGAGGGAGAAGUCAGAGACCAGCCCGGAGGAACUUCUGACAAUUUAUGAAGAUGUCAACAACCCACAAAUCAGGAGAAAUCAAAGGCAGAAGCAGAAUUCCCCUGGAGAAGGUACCACCAUCUACUCCAUGAUCCAGUCCCAGGUACCACUCCGGUUUCUCACAUCCAUCCCCUUCUGCUUCCACAUCACAAGAAACCACGCUGUAUUCACUAGUCCAGCCUUCCCGAAAGUCUGGAACCAAGAAGAAGAGCCAUGGGUCUUCCCUCAACAACACUGUGUAUGAUGAGGUUGGGAGGAGGGAGCCCAGAGCCCAGAACCCUGUGCGGCUGAGCUGCAAGGAGCUGGAGAGCUUUUACGUGUAUUCCUAGUGGUCACAGUCCUCCUCAGCUCUCACAGCCCAGCACCGGCUGGGGAAUCAGAGCGAUGCAUGGUGCCACACGAGUGUCUAUGGAAUGGUUCCUAGUCUGGAGAGGAUACGGGAGUUUGUCCUUGGCCUGUAUUUUGUUUUGAAGAUGAUUUCUAACAGCCAUUGUGAAAGCAAGGCUGUGAUAUAAUCUCCCUCAAUCGGCAGACCAGAUAAGAAUGGAGAGGGUUUGGACAGUUUACAAAAGACUAUACAGCGAGUCCAAGCCCUGGGAAUCUGUCAAGUGCUGUGAGGACAUCGGGUGUUGCUGUUAUUAGCAUCAAGAUUCCGGUCCACUGGUUCUCUGUCUAUUACCCAUCUCCCCUCUUCUCUAAUUGGGAUGAGCCCAUUUCUAGGUCCUCUCCUUGCCCAGGCCCGUCUUCCAAAGAGGAAGGAGGGUUCCUGCUGGCUCAGAGAAGGAGAAGAAGCCCCACUCCACGAGGGUGGGUGGUGAGCGGCUGGCAGGCCCUCCCAGGGGCCAGCCUGGGCUUUACUCAAACACAGAGGAAGGAGCCUCCUCUCCCACUGCAGUGAAUCUGUACCUCCGCCUGUUGACCGCAAGGGUGAGCGGGCAGGAGCGGGAGUGUACGGCACAGGCAUGCCCAUCCCCGCGUGGAAAACCCACCGUGAGCCGGUGCUGCGCUGGGAGUCGGGCGGUGAGCCCAGCUUUGUCUAAAGCAUGUUGUUCGAUUUACAAAAACACAUGAU
Manis pentadactyla (Chinese pangolin) is the source of this 2311-nucleotide messenger RNA. RefSeq names its product CD244 molecule (gene CD244). NCBI's taxonomy places the organism in Eukaryota, Metazoa, Chordata, Mammalia, Pholidota, Manidae. The record is from RefSeq and is a predicted model, not a curated record. Gene Ontology annotation, cellular component: external side of plasma membrane. The transcript is spliced from 9 exons. Gene Ontology annotation, molecular function: MHC class I protein binding. The coding region runs from base 413 to 1483 and encodes 356 amino acids. Gene Ontology annotation, biological process: natural killer cell activation involved in immune response.